Messenger RNA from Mauremys reevesii (Reeves's turtle), 2213 nucleotides. RefSeq names its product transforming growth factor beta induced (gene TGFBI). The coding region runs from base 74 to 2110 and encodes 678 amino acids. Gene Ontology annotation, cellular component: extracellular matrix. The transcript has 17 exons. The record is from RefSeq and is a predicted model, not a curated record. Gene Ontology annotation, molecular function: cell adhesion molecule binding. Gene Ontology annotation, biological process: extracellular matrix organization; cell adhesion. Lineage: Eukaryota; Metazoa; Chordata; Testudines; Geoemydidae.
CCCCGCCGGGCUCUCACUUCCCCGCCCGCUCGGUGCCGCCCGGUCCGGUCCCGUCCCGUCCCCGCGGCGCGCCAUGGAGCGCGGCGUGCUGCUGCUGGCGCUGGCCUGGGCUCUGGGGCUCACCCUGGGCGGGGCGGCCAGGAGCCCUUACCAGCAGGUCCUGCACCACAGCCGGCUGCGCGGCCGGCAGCACGGCCCCAAUGUGUGUGCUGUACAGAAGCUUCUUGGAACAAACAGGAAAUACUACACAAACUGCAAACAGUGGUACCAGAGAAAAGUCUGUGGAAAAUCAACAGUGAUCAGCUACGAGUGCUGCCCUGGAUAUGAAAAGGUGCCUGGAGAAAAAGGCUGCCCAGCUGCAUUGCCACUGUCAAACAUCUACGAUACCCUGGGGAUUGUUGGAGCCUCCACCACACAAUUGUACUCUCUCAGCUCUAACCUGAAACCAGAAAUUGAAGCACCUGGAAGUUUUACAAUCUUUGCCCCAAACAAUGAGGCCUGGGCUGCUUUGCCUGCUGAAAUGUUGGAUUCAUUGGUCAGUAAUGUUAACAUUGAACUGCUAAAUGCUCUUCGCUACCAUAUGGUGAACAGACGGGUCCUAACAGAUGACCUGAAACAUGGAACGUCUCUUCCUUCAAUGUACCAGAAUAUUGAUCUCCAGAUCCACCACUAUCCUAAUGGAAUCGUGACUGUGAACUGUGCCAGACUUUUGAAAGCAGACCAUCAUGCCACCAAUGGAGUGGUCCAUCUGAUAGAUAAAGUCAUCGCCACCACAACGAACACUAUCCAGCAAAUUGUUGAGACCGAUGAAAAUCUUGAAACUCUUAGGGCUGCUGUGGCUGCGUCUGGUCUUAAUACCUUGUUAGAAAAUGAUGGUCAGUUCACACUCUUGGCUCCAACCAACGAAGCCUUUGAGAAGAUCCCACAAGAAACACUGAACAGGAUCCUUGGGGACCCAGAAGCUCUCAAAGACCUGUUAAACCAUCACAUAUUGAAAUCAGCCAUGUGUGCUGAGGCCAUUAUUGCUGGCUUGUCAAUGGAGACUCUGGAAGGUACCAUGUUGGAAGUAGGCUGUACUGGUGAUGAACUCACCCUGAAUGGAAGGCCUAUCAUUGCUGAAAAGGAUAUGCUAGCUAUCAAUGGUGUAGUCCAUUUUGUUAAUGAGCUUCUGAUUCCAGACUCAGCUAAAACUUUGUUUGAGUUAGGUAAAGAAUCUGAUGUUUCAACGUCUAUUGACCUUUUUAGACAAGCUGAUCUCAGCUCUCAUCUCACUGGAAAGGAGCGUGUGACACUUCUUGCCCCAAUAAACACUGUGUUCAAAGAUGGGACUCCUCCUAUGAAUCGGAACACGAAGAGUUUGCUUCUAGAUCACAUUCUUAAAGAACAGCUUUCUUCUAAAUAUCUUUACCAUGGACAGACGCUAGAAACUCUGGGUGGCAAAGAACUGAGAGUUUUUGUGUACCGCAAUAACCUCUGCAUUGAAAACGGCUGUAUUGCUGCCCAUGACAGGAGAGGAAGGUUUGGCACCUUGUUUACGGUGGACAAAAUGUUGACUCCACCAGUCGGAACAGUCAUGGAUGUUCUAAAGGCAGACCAACGUUUCAGUACGUUGGUGGCUGCCAUCCAAUCUGCAGGUCUAAUGGAGACAUUAAAUAGGCCAGGUGCCUUCACGGUGUUUGCUCCAACAAACGAAGCUUUCCGAGCUAUGCCACAAGGGGAACUGAACAAACUUAUGGGUAAUGCUAAAGAACUUGCUACCAUUCUGAAGUACCAUAUUGGGGAUGAAAUCUUGGUCAGUGGAGCAAUUGGAGCUCUUGUGAGAUUGAAGUCUCUGCAGGGUGAUAAAAUUGAAGUUAGCGCUAAAAACAAUGUAGUAAAUGUUAACAAGGAACCUGUUGCUGAAACUGAUAUCAUGGCCACUAAUGGUGUGAUUUAUGCUGUGAAUGCUGUCUUACAACCUCCAGCUUUUAGACCUCAAGAAAGAGGAGAUGAGCCUGCAGAUCCUGCACUAGAAAUCUUCAAACAAGCAUCUGCAUUAUCCAAGGUCUCCCAGAGGAGUGCUCGGCUAGCGCCUGUAUAUUCCAGGUUAUUAGCAAGGAUGAAACAGUAAAGUGAAGAACAUUCAGCAGAACAAUCCGCUUUUGCUGUGGUUUUAAGGGAAGGACAGAAUUUGUUUUUUAAAACCAAAUAUCACACUUAAGUUUAUUUUGUUU